Xylaria bambusicola is the source of this 1434-nucleotide messenger RNA. RefSeq names its product aspartic peptidase domain-containing protein. Gene Ontology annotation, biological process: proteolysis. The coding region runs from base 1 to 1434 and encodes 477 amino acids. The record is from RefSeq and is a predicted model, not a curated record. NCBI's taxonomy places the organism in Eukaryota, Fungi, Ascomycota, Sordariomycetes, Xylariales, Xylariaceae. The transcript is spliced from 5 exons. Gene Ontology annotation, molecular function: aspartic-type endopeptidase activity.
AUGCAGGGCAAGCUGGUCCUUCACAUAUUUCUCAUUUGUUCGUCUGUCGUGGGAUUCAUUCUGCCGAGCUACUCUCGACCAGAUCUUACACGCAUCGACAAAUCGAAUAAGAGCUUGGAGCGCAUUGAUGGUACUGGCUCACGACACAUCAGCGCGGCGCUGCAGUCGCAGAUCCUGUACUCGGUGAACACGUCGGACCGCGACUCAUCGCGCGUUGCGCCGGCGUGGCAGAGGGAGGGAUUGGCUGGGUUCGGCGUCGGAACCGUGUACAUGUUGGACCGUCCGUCCGUCUCGUUCUCGUUCUCGUUCUCGCAUUUGCUCUUUCAAGCUUUGAAUGCUCUAGAACUAACGAACCAUUUGUUGGAUAAUGUAGUCGAGAUCGGGACUCCGCAGCAGAGAAUCUCGCUGAUACUAGACACGGGCUCGUCCACGACGUUCGUGGACCCGGAUUGCGUUCGCGCCGCGGACCCUGACGCGUGUCGGAAGUACGGGCAUUAUGACACGAGUGCGUCGAUCACAGCGCUCGCUCUGGAUAAAUACUUCGCUGCCCAGUUUGGAACGGGAUAUAUGGAGGGUUCGUGGUAUAAUGAUACUAUUUACGUCGGGCAGGACAAGCUGCCUCUCCCGCGCUCGCGGAUAGGCGUCAAUAUCUGGAGCACAUAUCUGUGGGCGGGGAUCCUCGGGGUGUCGUACGGGAUGCGAUGGAAUACAGCGUAUCCCACGCUGCUGGACCAGUUGGUCCAGCUCGCGUAUAUCGAAGUGCCUAUCUUCAGUCUCGAGGUGGGGAUGCAGGGGAACGGAUCUCUGCAGUCUGGUAGUAUCGUCUUCGGAGGCGUCAAUCGCUGGAAGUACCGCGGCUAUCUUGAGCCAGUGCAGAUAUGGCCCAACCCGUCCGAUCAGAAGGAUCAGCUUCACCAGGUAGGGUACUCGAUCAACUUAACCUCGUUUGGGUUCACUCGACCCGGCCAGUCUGAGGUUACGCUGACCAGCGACGAUUUUGCCCGGACGAUGCUGAUCGACACUGGGUCAACCUUUACAUAUCUCGACGCGGACCUCGUUGCGGCCGUGGCGCAGGCGCUUAAUGCCUGGAUUGAUGAAGAGGGUGUGUAUUAUGUGAACUGUGAACUGCGAUCCGAGGAUGGCUUCGUGAGCUUCGGGUUCAAUCGAGGCAACAUGGUUAUUCGCGUCAGCUAUGCCGACUUUAUUGUCGAUUUCGAUACUUAUUGCGCCUUGGGCGUCCAGCCUGCGGAUCUGGGGGUUGCGAGCUGGGUGCUGGGGAAUAGUUUCAUCCGGGCUGCGUAUAUUGUAUUCGACCAGAUGAACGACGCUAUCUGGCUCGCUCAGUAUAUGACAUGUGACAGUGAUGAUAUCAGCGAUCUGACGGUGAACGCUGGUAGAGAGCUUUGGUUAGAUUAUACGGGCCUCUGCUGGUGA